Molecule: messenger RNA, 1585 nt
Organism: Sesamum indicum (sesame)
Lineage: Eukaryota; Viridiplantae; Streptophyta; Magnoliopsida; Lamiales; Pedaliaceae
Source: RefSeq, a predicted model, not a curated record
AGAUUGUCAAUCUACAGAGGAGAAUUGCUGAUUCAUGUGUUGCUUCUCUUCUCUCUAAUGUAGUCGUGUUUUUUUAUUUCCGCUUUUACACCAUUUUACUUAGCUCAUUUUGUUUUACAAUUUUGUCUUUUAGUUAGCUGCUCACAUGGCAUUGCUGUUAGUUUGUUAGGAUAUUUUCUCUGUUUCUUCUCUGUUAUUUAAACCCAGCUACUCCAUUCCUUCUAAAAAAAACAGAUUUUUGUGAAUACACAUAUUCUUCAGAAAAUGGCUUUGCUUGUGUAUUCAUCUGUUGUUGAUAGAGAAUUUGACAUGGUAUCAGAGCCAUCGUGCUGAUGGUCUCUGUAUAUCUCUAUUGGUGAAAAACAUUAUACAAACCUAAAAUAGAUGAUGGCUGAUUUACGAGGAGGAACGACAGAAUCAACACCAGCAGACAUGAGAUCUGGAGGUGAACAGAACCAUGCGAAGCUGCUUCAUUUGGAGUACUCUCCUUUGCCUAUCAUCUCUGCGCCUCUGAAUGGGAACAACUGGCUAGCCUGGAGCAGAGCGAUACGCAUAGCGUUAGGCGGCAGAGACAAGUUGAGCUUUAUCGAUGGAACCUGUGUGCAACCACGAGAGGGUACUGAGGAGAUGCGGCAAUGGAGGACAACAGAUUACAUGGUUCUAACCUGGAUACUAAACACUAUAUCUAAGGAGAUAGUCAAUGCCUACCUAUAUACGUCUUCAGCAAGAGCUUUAUGGCUGGAGCUCGAAGCACGAUACGGUGAGUCUAACGGUCCAUUGUUGUAUCAAAUACAGAGAGAAAUCAAUUCCAUGACACAAGGAAAUAUGAGUGUGGCGACAUAUUACACUAAACUGAAACAACUAUGGGAUGAAAUACGCUGUCUAAUACCUACUACUUCAUGCACUUGUGGACUAUGUAUGUGUGGUAGCAACGAUAGAAACAUAGUGCAGACUGAGGCAGGUCAUUUAAUCCAAUUUCUUAUGGGGUUAAAUGACUCCUUUGAUGGAGUGCGCAGUCAAAUAUUGGUGAUGGAACCUUUGCCUCAUGUAGAUAAAGCAUACUCCAUGGUUAUGCGAGUCGAAAGGCAGAGACAGAUACACUUAGAGUCUAUGGACACAGGGGUUAAUACAGCAAUGUAUGUGAGAAAUGUGGAACAUGAUCGCAGCUAUGUUUAUAAAACCUUUGGGAAGAAGAAAGUUACUGAUAAGAGACAUUUAACCUGUGAGAGUUGUGGCAAGAUGGGACAUGACAAGGACACAUGUUUCAAGAUCCACGGCAUUCUUGAAUGGUACAGAGAAUUAUCUGACAAAAGAAAAAAGGGCAGUAAUGAAGGGAAAGCAUAUGUAGCUAUUGAAAAAGCUGCAGGUAUGAAAAACACCUCACUCAUUUCAGAUUUCAUAGAAGCGCUUAAACUGGUUCAGAACAAAGCUGCAAGUGAUCCUGUGAAAGUGCAUUAUGCACAGUUUGAUGAGGCUGCAGGACCGGAGGACUGAGAAAGUCUUAGCUAUAGGCAAGCAAAUAGGAAAACUUUACUAUCUGGACACACUUUCUUUUUCACCUAUGAACAAGGCAUCUUAUUCGAAC